GGAAUUUGCCGGAGGCGCUGCCGGGCGGCAGCCGGAACACGCUGCCCAACAGGAGAGACAGACACGGCGCCGACUGCAGGAAAGGCCCCGUGGCCAGGCUGGACCCGGCGCUGAUGCCGCUCCCCGACACGGCCGGGCUCGAGUGGGCGACGCUCGUCAGCGCCGCCAAGGCCUACGAAGUGCAGCGCGCCGUGUCCCUGUUCUCUCUGGCCGACCCCGCCCUGAGCCCGGAGCCGCCCCCGGCCCCUCCCCCACCCCCGCGGGCAGCGCCCCUCCCCCCCCUCAGCCCCUCCCCAGCCCCCCUGGAUCUGCCAGGAAAAGUUUCCCAGUUGGAGGCGAUGCUGAAGCAGCUGCACAGCGACCUGGAAAAGGAGAAGCAGGACAAGGUGUUCCUGCAGGCCGAGGUGGCCAACCUGCGGCAGAACAACCGGCGCCUGCAGCAGGAGUCCAACUCGGCCGCGCGGCAGCUCCGGCGCAUGGCGCGGAUCUUCUCCGGAGCUUCUGGCCACCAGGAACCCUGAACUGGGACAGACUGGGAUGGACUGGGACAAACUGGGAUGGACUGGGAGCGACUGGGACCCAGAAUUCUCCUCCUGGGAUGGAGAGAUGGGAUCUGAGACCUCUCCUGAAGAUCCAGAAGGUUCCAUUGAGAUCCAGAACCUUCCAGAAGGACCCAAGGCCUUCCUGAUGGGGAUCACGAGCUCCUGAGGGACCCAGAACCUUCCUGAGGGACCCAGAACCUUCCGUGGAAUUCCAGAAGCUUCCAUGUGGGACCAAGACCUUCGUGAUGGGCCCUAGAACCUUCCAUGGAAUUCCAGAAGCUUCCAAAGAGAACCAGGACCCUUCCUGUGGCUCCAGAAGAUUCCAGAAGGACCCAAGGCCAUUCCUGAGGGACCCAGAAGCUCCCAUGGAAUUCCAGAACCUUCUACAAGGAUCCAGAACCUUCCAUAGGAGACCAAGACGGCUCCUGUGGGUCCAGAACAUUCCAGGAGCUUCCAGAACCUUCCAAAGAGGACCAAGACUCUUCCUGUGGCUCCAGAAGAUUCCAGAAGGACCCAGAACCUUCCAGGAGAAACCAAGGCCAUUCCUGAGGGACCC
Messenger RNA from Camarhynchus parvulus, 1098 nucleotides. Its product is annotated as signal-induced proliferation-associated 1-like protein 3. Bases 114 to 521 code for a protein of 135 amino acids. The record is from RefSeq and is a predicted model, not a curated record. The transcript is spliced from 6 exons. Lineage: Eukaryota; Metazoa; Chordata; Aves; Passeriformes; Thraupidae.